AUGAAAGCGUACUUCAAUAUUUACGAUGAAUUGGCUGUGGCUGACGGUCUUGUCCUUCGGGGUGAAAGAAUCAUAGUCCCUCGAGAAUUCAGAGAAACUAUGGUGAAAAUUGCUCAUGAGGGUCACCAGGGCAUCGUUCGUACGAAACAACUGCUUCGUGCCCACGUUUGGUUUCCCGGAAUCGAUAAGAUGGUCGAAAAGCACGUUGGGAAUUGCCUAGCUUGUCAAGCUACCAUCCCUUGCCACACCAGAGAGCCACUCCAAAUGUCGGAUCUGCCAACAGGUCCGUGGAAGAAGAUCAGUGUGGAUUUUGCGGGACCUUUUCCAAAUAAGGACAUGGCUUUAGUGUUCUGGGACCAGUAUUCAAGGUAUCCUGUCGUAGAAUUUGUCACAAGUACCUCCGCAGAGGCUGUAAUUCCCCAGCUCACACGUGUUUUCACUACUUAUGGAAUUCCAGAAGAGGUGAAGACAGAUAACGGCCCCCCAUUUAAUGGGUCCAAAUUUGCAAAAUAUGCCCAAGAACAAGGGUUCAGGCACAGGAAAGUCACACCCGGAUGGGCGGAGGCAAAUGGUGACGUCGAACGAUUCAUCCAGACGGUCAAAAAGAGCNAUCGUUUUGAAGUAAUUUAA
This is a messenger RNA of Stylophora pistillata, 630 nucleotides long. RefSeq lists its product as uncharacterized. The record is from RefSeq and is a predicted model, not a curated record. Lineage: Eukaryota; Metazoa; Cnidaria; Anthozoa; Scleractinia; Pocilloporidae.